CAACCCUCUAGCCCCGCCCUCUUACCCCGCUUCUCUCUCUGAGCGGUUGCAAGACUGCGGAGGGUAAUUUCCCAUUGGCCGCCAGUAAAACGGCUGAUUUCCGGUUUGGCCGCAGGGCCGCAGGGCGCCGAGGCCGCCAUGGUGCGGUUCAAGCAUAGGUACCUGCUCUGCGAAGUGGUGUCUGAUGACCCCCGCUGCCGCCUGAGUCUUGAGGACCGAGUGCUGGGAGGCCUCAUACGGGACACGAUCGCCCGCGUGCACGGGACUUUCGGCGCAGCCUCCUGCUCCAUCGGCUUCGCGGUGCGAUACCUCAAUGCCUAUACCGGAAUAGUGCUACUUCGAUGCCGGAAGGAAUUCUACCAACUUGUGUGCUCAGCUCUUCCUUUCAUCACAUACUUGGAGAACAAAGGACACCGUUACCCGUGUUUCCUCAACACCUUACACGUGGGAGGUACAAUUAGAACAUGUCAGAAGUUCCUGAUAAACUACAACAGGAGACAGCUGUUGAUGCUGUUGCAGAACUGCACUGAGGAAGAACGGGAAGCCAUCCAGAAGUCUGUCACCAGAAGCUGUUUGCUAGAGGAGAGGUCAGAUGAGGAGGAGCUUUCAGACAGUGGCGGCGAGGGGGCUGCCGAAGCAAUGGAGUGAACCCCUCUGCAGGUUGUGCUGGGCCUGAGAUUCAGGGCCCUCUUGUUGAAACAGGACAUUCUGGGAGGCAGCAGCGUCCGGUAGUUUGCCACACUGGAUGACUACCGACCACAGGCCAAGGUUAUCAGCUCCAAAUGGAGGACCUGUUCACCUUUACCAGUGCUGCCUGGUUACGUGGUUCUGCAGGUGGUGAACCCCCAGUAGUUACGUCUCUGUAUCUAAUUGCCUGGCUGAGAGUAGGUUUAAUAAAUGUAUUUGGCGGGGUUCCUGGGGGACUCAGUUAAGCAUUCGACUCUUGGUUUUGUCAUGAUCUCACAAUCAUGGGAUUGAGCCCCGAGUCGGGCUCUGUGCUCAGCAUUCAGGCUCCUUCGGAUUCUUUCUCCCUCUCCCCAUCUCGGGCUCUAUCUCUCUCUCUCAAAGUCUUUUUAUUACGAUGUUACUCACCACACGGUACAUCAUUAGCUUCACUCAAAAUCUUAAAAAAAAUAAAUGUACUCGGGUUCUGUAGCAUUUAGUAUAUUUGAGAAGCUCAAGCUUGGCCAGGUCUCCUUCCCCCUCUAUCCCUGGCCUCAGUGGGAAGACUGGCUCCCAAUGAAUGAUGCUAGAUGUACAGCCUCCCACUUGAGGCCUUGUGCCCCGACCCCUAGGUUGAACCCUAAGCAAUCCAGGUUGAGUAGAAGUAUUAGUGAGACAUGGCAACUGAACUGACACGAAUCUAUAGCUGGUCUCCAUAUUGACCCACGGGUCCUUAAAAAUACCAGAUUGCUUACCAAUCCUUAGGUAACAGGAUAACAAACACAGUUAUUGCAUUUUUCUUUUGGGCGGGGGGGGGACAGACAUACACAAAACCUGGCCUUGCCUGACAUUGCAAACCCAAGCAACAGCUGCCAACUUCCUGUAGUUUUCUUUAGUUUGGCCCUUCUCUGUCGUCUCCCCCCUGCUGGGCCACCGAAGAGGAGUGACACUGCCACACUCAGAGAGGUUACGAGGGUUUGGAUCCACUACUUAAUAAUGACAUUUCUAGGAUGUGUUUUCUUGUAUAACGAAACAUGUUAUUCAAAGUCCCUUAUACAUUUAACAAAGAUCAGUAAUGUUUGCUUCAACAUGUCCCCUCAUUUUCAGGGCUGAAACACCCUCAUGCACCCAGGACAGUUCCUGUCCCAGGAUUUCUGAACUCUUAAGAAUGACAGGUAAAGCUAAGCCCAAUUCAAGAACCCCUCAGGCCUGACACUAGGAAGGACACUGCCCCAUGACGGCAGAGUGCCCAAGCUCGAGGUAGCUGUUACUUUAACCUAUGUAAGAAGUGUGUCUAACCUGUGAUGAACUUUAAAAAACCAGAAGGCUCACAUUGCUUGUGCAGGUGAUUUAUUGCAACUAUUUGCCUUCACAUUCUAUUAUACCUAAAGGUCACUUUAUUAAGCAGCAAAAUAAUUCACAUCACUCAAAUCCCGCUCAAAGCAAGGCAGAGACUGCUCUAGACAACAGGGAGGCCGUGGGUACCACCACUGCUUUCAAAGCUGCCCGGCUCUGCCUCCAGGUGCGCCAGACUCCUCUGCUCCUACAACUCAGGCCGCUCACUCGGAACAAGCUUCAUCUAACGGCUGCAGGUUCCAGGGCUGCUUUAGUGACAAUUACAGCUUUCCUUGCCAAAUGAGCCACAUGCAAGAUGUAAAACCCUCUAGCACAUAGGUAAGCAACGCAGCCUGGCCAUUUCUCAGAAGAAAAACUGAGAUUCAAAAUUCCUAAAUCCAUUUUAUUCCCAUCCUCUGUUUUUUUUUAACAAGAGGAAAACUAAACAGGAAAGACUCAACUAUUUUUAAAAGACACACUGAGCGGUGUGUUGAAACCAUGAUGCCCUGAAAUGUUGUCAGCAGGGCAGUGCUAGAACACUCUGGGCUGCUCCAAGGGAUAGUGAAGGGACUCAAACUUAUUUGGGUUGAGAAAAACUAAUUAUACAUGGGUCAAAAAGACUAACCCUGAUGAUAAACUAAAAAUCGUGGCAGGAAGAGAUCUCGUGUCAAUACUUUAUUUUGGUGUAAAGACAGGAAGCUGGAAAAUACACUGUAUUUAAAAUUUUCUUGGUUCCCCCUCACGCUGUGGAAACCCCCUCCCCCCAGAGCUAAUCUGUUCAAACUCAAAUACUUAAAAAUUACAGCAGCAAAACAAAAGCACAGAAAAAA
This is a messenger RNA of Ailuropoda melanoleuca (giant panda), 2828 nucleotides long. It is a transcript of the gene POP5, whose product is annotated as POP5 ribonuclease P/MRP subunit. The transcript has 5 exons. The record is from RefSeq and is a predicted model, not a curated record. Gene Ontology annotation, cellular component: ribonuclease P complex. NCBI's taxonomy places the organism in Eukaryota, Metazoa, Chordata, Mammalia, Carnivora, Ursidae. Gene Ontology annotation, molecular function: ribonuclease P RNA binding. Bases 139 to 648 code for a protein of 169 amino acids. Gene Ontology annotation, biological process: tRNA 5'-leader removal.